ACCGCAACACACUUGUCCAUUCUCCAUCACUUGCUUUAGCUGCUUGUGCCACUGCUCUCCUUCCUUCGUUUGUGUUGUUGUUGCUGUUGACCGACCAAGGAAACCAAACCGACCAUGUCUCUGCGUCGUGCCCUCGUUGGCUGCAAGCGCGUCAUUGACUACCUCGUCAAGGUUCGCGUCAACCCCCAGGGAACCGGUGUUGUCAAGGAUGUCAAGCACUCCAUGAACAACUUUGACGAGAUUGCCGUCGAGGAGGCCAUCCGCCUGAAGGAGGCCAAGAAGCUCGAGGAGGUUGUGGUUGUGUCGUGCGGCCCCAAGCAGAGCGUCGAUGUGAUCCGCACCGCGCUUGCCAUGGGUGCCGACCGCGGCAUCCAUGUCACCGUUGACGACACGGACAAGCUUGAGCCCCUCGCUGUUGCCAAGAUCUUCGCCAAGCUCGUCGACGUCGAGAAGCCUGACCUCGUCAUCAUGGGCAAGCAGGCGAUCGAUGACGACAGCAACCAGACAGCACAGAUGCUCGCUGCCCUCGUGGACUGGCCACAGGCGACGUUUGCGUCGAAGGUGGUCGUGUCUGACGAUGCGAGCAAGCUGGAGGUGACGCGCGAGAUUGACGGCGGCCUUGAGACGAUCAACGUCAAGGUGCCUGCAGUCAUCAGCGCCGACCUGCGCCUCAACGAGCCCCGCUACGCCACCCUCCCCAACAUCAUGAAGGCAAAGAAGAAGAAGGUCGACACCAAGACCCCAGAGGACCUUGGCGUGGACAUUGUUUCCCAGCUCGAGUACGUGUCUGUUGCUGAGCCGCCAAAGCGCAGCGGUGGUACCAAGGUUGAGAGCGUGGAUGAGCUGCUUGACAAGCUCAAGAACGAGGCCAAGGUCCUCUGAUCAGCCAUCUCCCGCACAUCCACACAACCAUAGCCAUACACACAAGCCACGCCGCCACAUGCAACCCCACCUCCCACCAACGGGCGUGGAAACCGCUUCCAUCGCCACACAUACCACACCACUGCCGCUACUCGGUUGUCAUCAGUCAGCUUUCGACUCUGUUUCGCGACCCAAUACACGACUGCUCAGACCAA
This is a messenger RNA of Salpingoeca rosetta, 1076 nucleotides long. RefSeq names its product electron transfer flavoprotein beta-chain. Gene Ontology annotation, cellular component: cytosol. The coding region runs from base 115 to 882 and encodes 255 amino acids. Gene Ontology annotation, molecular function: electron transfer activity. The transcript is spliced from 7 exons. NCBI's taxonomy places the organism in Eukaryota, Choanoflagellata, Craspedida, Salpingoecidae. The record is from RefSeq and is a predicted model, not a curated record.